GUUUGAGAGUUACCUGGGAAAAUAGACAAAUAAACGAAAUACUACACACAAUUGCAUAAAACUUGGUUUGGACGCUGCAGUCGUUGCGUAAACCGGCAAAAUGGCUGAAGCGGAAGGUGGCUCCGAGCAGGAUGAUGUCUCAUUCCUGAGAACGGAAGAUAUGGUCACGCUUUCCUGCACAGCAACUGGAGAACGUGUCUGCUUGGCCGCUGAGGGAUUCGGUAACCGGCAUUGUUUUCUCGAAAAUAUUGCCGAUAAAAAUGUACCGCCUGACUUGUCCCAAUGCGUUUUUGUCAUUGAGCAAGCCCUAUCCGUGCGUGCGCUUCAAGAACUGGUGACAGCAGCUGGAUCAGAGACCGAUAGUCAAGUUGGUAAAGGCACUGGAUCUGGCCAUAGAACACUACUCUAUGGCAAUGCCAUACUUCUCAGGCAUCACAACAGCGAUAUGUACCUCGCCUGCUUGUCAACCUCAUCGUCGAAUGAUAAGCUCUCCUUCGACGUGGGCCUGCAGGAGCAUAGCCAGGGUGAGGCCUGUUGGUGGACCGUCCAUCCGGCCAGCAAACAGCGUUCAGAAGGUGAAAAGGUUCGUGUCGGCGAUGAUUUAAUUCUGGUGUCCGUUGCCACCGAACGGUAUCUGCACACAACGAAGGAGAACGAGCAGUCCAUUGUGAAUGCCAGCUUCCAUGUGACCCACUGGUCCGUGCAGCCAUACGGCACUGGCAUAUCACGCAUGAAAUAUGUCGGCUAUGUGUUUGGUGGAGAUGUCUUGCGUUUCUUCCACGGCGGCGACGAGUGCCUGACCAUACCCAGUACGUGGGGCCGUGAAGCAGGUCAAAACAUUGUCAUAUACGAGGGAGGCGUGGUCAUGGCACAGGCGCGUUCUCUGUGGCGUCUGGAGUUGGCGCGCACCAAGUGGACGGGCGGCUUCAUAAACUGGUACCAUCCCAUGCGUAUACGUCAUAUAACAACGGGACGCUAUUUGGGCGUCAACGAUAGCAACGAGCUUAUCCUGGUCAAAAAGGAGGAGGCAUCGAUUGCAACGACGACUUUCUGCCUGAGGCAAGAAAAAGACGACGAAAAGAAAGUACUCGAGGACAAAGACUUAGAAAUAAUCGGCUCGCCGAUCAUCAAAUAUGGUGACACUACGGUCAUUGUACAGCAUUGUGAAUCCAGCCUGUGGCUCAGUUACAAGAGCUACGAGACAAAAAAGAAGGGUGUCGGCAAGGUGGAGGAGAAACAGGCCAUUUUGCACGAAGAAGGCAAAAUGGACGAUUGCCUGGACUUUUCGCGCUCGCAGGAGGAGGAAUCAAAGACGGCACGCGUCAUCCGAAAAUGUAGCAGCCUCUUCACUCAGUUCAUAACGGCCUUGGAAACUUUGCAGUCCAAUCGUCGGCAUUCAGUUUUUUUCCAAAAAGUUAACCUUAAUGAGAUGGUCAUGUGCCUGGAAGAUUUAAUCAACUACUUCUCGCAGCCAGAAGAUGAUAUGGAACACGAGGAGAAACAAAACCGUUUUCGUGCCUUGCGCAAUCGCCAGGAUCUGUUCCAGGAAGAGGGCGUGCUCAAUCUCAUACUGGAGGCCAUUGACAAGAUAAACAUUAUUACCUCGCAAGGCUUCUUGGCCAGUUUUCUGGCCGGCGAUGAGACCGGCCAGAGUUGGGAUUUAAUCUCCACGUACCUGUACCAACUGCUGGCCGCCAUCAUCAAGGGCAACCACACGAACUGCGCCCAGUUUGCAAACAGCAAUCGCCUAAACUGGCUCUUCUCCCGUCUGGGCUCACAGGCGUCCAGUGAAGGAUCCGGCAUGUUGGAUGUGCUACACUGUGUGCUCAUCGACUCUCCGGAGGCGCUGAACAUGAUGCGCGAUGAGCACAUCAAAGUGAUUAUAUCGCUGCUAGAAAAGCACGGACGUGACCCCAAAGUUCUCGAUGUCCUCUGCUCUCUAUGUGUGGGUAACGGAGUUGCAGUGCGCUCUUCGCAGAAUAACAUAUGCGAUUUUUUGCUGCCCGGCAAGAAUCUACUGUUGCAAACAUUGCUGGUCGAUCAUGUGGCGAGUAUACGGCCCAAUAUCUUUGUUGGCCGCGUCGACGGCUCCUCCAUGUACCAGAAGUGGUAUUUCGAGGUGACCAUGGAUCACAUUGAGCAAACAACGCACAUAAUGCCCCACCUACGCAUUGGAUGGGCCAAUACGUCCGGCUAUGUGCCCUAUCCCGGCGGCGGUAAGAAAUGGGGCGGCAAUGGCGUCGGCGAUGACCUCUACUCAUUUGGCUUCGAUGGCGCCCACCUGUGGACUGGCGGACGCAAAUCGCUUGUCGUGGAUGCAUUGCCCGAAGAACCGUUCAUCAGGAAGGGUGAUGUCAUUGGCGUCGCCAUAGAUCUGUCCGUGCCAGUAAUAACGUUCACCUUUAAUGGCGCCAAGGUACGCGGCUGCUUCAGGGAUUUCAAUCUGGAUGGCAUGUUCUUCCCGGUGAUGAGUUGCUCAUCCAAACUGAGUUGCCGCUUUCUGUUUGGUGGUGAUCAUGGUCGCUUGAAGUAUGCACCACCUAUGGGCUUUUCGGCGCUCGUACAGUGCCUGAUGCCUCAUCAGAUUUUAAGCCUGGAUCCUUGCUUCUACUUUGGUAAUCUAAGCAAAAACGUAUUGGCCGGACCCUGGCUCAUCGAGGAUGAUACACCCUUUGUGCCUAAGCCCGUGGAUACGACAGGCGUUUCCCUGCCAAGCUCUGUGGACCAAAUUAAGGAGAAGCUUGCAGAGAAUAUACACGAAAUGUGGGCCUUAAAUAAAAUCGAUGCUGGCUGGACCUGGGGCGAACAUCGAGACGACUAUCAUCGCAUACAUCCCUGCCUCACCCAGUUCGAAAAACUGCCAGCUGCUGAGAAGCGCUAUGACAAUCAACUAGCGGUCCAAACAUUAAAAACCAUUAUUUCGUUGGGCUACUAUAUAACCAUGGAUAAGCCGCCGGCACGCAUACGUCCCGUCCGCCUGCCCAACGAGAUAUUCAUGCAAGCCAAUGGCUACAAGCCGGCACCGCUUGACUUAAGCGCCGUGACGCUGACGCCAAAGCUGGAGGAGCUUGUGGAUCAGUUGGCUGAGAACACGCACAAUUUGUGGGCACGAGAACGCAUCCAACAGGGUUGGACCUACGGUCUGAACGAAGAUUCUGAGAAUCAUCGCAGUCCCCAUCUGGUGCCGUAUGCCAAGGUCGAUGAGGCCAUCAAGAAGGCGAAUCGCGAUACUGCCUCCGAGACGGUGCGUACCCUGUUGGUCUAUGGCUAUGUCCUGGAUCCACCCACUGGAGAGGGCACUGAAGCGCUGCUAGCCGAGGCACAACGCCUGAAAUUCGCCGCAUUCCGGACGUAUCGAGUGGAGCGCAAUUAUGCUGUUACCUCGGGCAAAUGGUAUUUUGAAUUUGAGGUCCUGACGGCGGGUCCAAUGCGCGUUGGCUGGGCUCGCGCCGAUUGCUAUCCGGGAGCGAUGCUGGGCAGCGAGGACACCAGCUGGGCGUUUGAUGGUCACAAUGAAGAGAAAGUCUACGGUGGCAACAGUGAAUCCUUUGGUAAACAGUGUGGACCCGGGGAUAUAGUCGGAGUCUUUUUAGAUCUAGCCGAUCAUACUAUUAGCUUCUCAUUGAACGGAGAACUGCUUAUGGAUGCCCUGGGUGGCGAGACAACAUUUGCCGAUGUCACUGCCGAGGGCGUGGGCUUUGUGCCCGCCUGCACCUUGGGCGUGGGUCAGAAGGCGCGUUUAAUUUACGGUCAAGAUGUGGACUCCCUAAAGUUCUUCACCACGUGUGGUCUACAGGAAGGUUACGAGCCAUUCUGUGUCAAUAUGCGACGCCCAGUUACGCAUUGGUACACAAAAGAUCAGCCUAUAUUUGAGAACACCGAGGAAAUGCCCGAUUGCCGCAUUGAUGUGACGCGUAUUCCUGGUGGUGCCGAUACUCCGCCUCAUUUGAAAAUCUCGCAUAACACGUUUGAGACAAUGGAAAAAGCGAACUGGGAAUUCCUGCGUCUCUCCCUGCCUGUUACUUGCAUGAGUGACUUCAUCAGCGAACAGGAGAAGGCGAGGCGCUGGGAAGAAAUCAAAAUUCGCCAAUACCGCUUAAUGCGAGAAGCACAAGAGGCGGCAGCACAAAUGCAAACCCAAACAGUGGCACAUAUGGAUCACAUGCUCAAGGGCGGCUUCAACAUGAACGACAUCAAGGGUUUGACACGCAAUUUCGAUGACCACGCCGAGGCAGAGGCAGAGCAUAUGAUGCGUGUGCCCUCGCGACCAUCACGCAAAGGCUCCUUGACGCGUAAUAUAACCUUUGAGUCCGAUAUGACGGCUGCAUUAGAUGAGAUGCAGCGCUCGUCUUCGGUGUUGGAUAUAAAUGGCUUGGGGGAUGAAUUGGAUGACAAAAAGAAACGUGGUCGUAGUCCAUUCAAGUUCUUUUCGAAGAAAUCCCGCGAUCAGAGCCGUGAGAAAAAUGGAGCAAGAACUGCAGAUGCGUCGCUAGAACGCAGAAAUACGGUAGCCCAUGGCAGGAACGUGGUUAACCAGCAGAUGACAACACGAACACCAACGCUACGACUAAAUAAUGUGAGUAGAAGAAGACUUUUAUUCCAUACAAACAGUUUAUGUAUAAACUUACUUCAGGCCGAAAUACCACCCAGCCCAGUGCCUCAGGGUCCAAAGCAGUUGAGCUCAUCGAACUUGGGCCAGCCGCCCGUGGAAUCAUCUGGAAAUGAAAUGUUCGAUGCCGAGUGCCUUAAGCUGAUCAACGAAUACUUUUAUGGUGUGCGCAUUUUCCCUGGUCAGGAUCCCACCCAUGUUUACGUGGGCUGGGUGACCACCCAAUAUCAUCUGCACAGUCGCGAGUUCAAUAAGAGCAAGGUGCGACGGGGCUCGGUAUACAUUGAAGAUUACUAUGAAGUGCCCAUCGAGCGCAUAGAUCGUCAGAGCUGUUACGUAGUACGCGCGGAUGAGCUCUUCAACGAGGUAACGCAAGAUGCUUCGGGCAAAGGUGCGUCGCAGGGCAUGUUUGUAGGCUGUUUUGUGGACACAGCAACAGGCAUCAUACGGUUCACUUGCGAGGGCAAGGAUACCUCACAUCGCUGGAUGAUGGAACCGGAUACGAAAUUAUUUCCAGCCAUUUUCGUUGAAGCCACCAGCAAGGAGAUCCUUCAAAUUGAGCUCGGUCGAACACCAACUACGCUACCCCUGUCGGCAGCCGUGCUGCCCACCAGCGACAAGCACAUUAAUCCACAAUCGCCACCUCGAUUGAAGGUGCAGUGCCUGCGGCCACAUCAGUGGGCACGUGUUCCCAACACAUCGUUACAGGUGCAUGCGCUCAAGCUCUCGGACAUACGUGGCUGGUCGAUGCUCUGCGAAGAUCCAAUCUCAAUGCUAGCGCUACACAUACCCGAGGAGGAUCGUUGCAUCGACAUAUUGGAGCUUAUCGAAAUGGAUAAGCUGCUCUCCUUUCAUGCGCACACGCUCACGCUCUAUGCCGCGCUCUGCUAUCAGUCAAACUAUCGGGCUGCACAUGCACUUUGCCAGCAUGUCGAUCAGAAGCAGCUGCUUUAUGCCAUACGCUCGGAGUACAUGAGUGGACCGCUGCGUCAAGGUUUCUAUGAUCUACUCAUAGCCCUGCAUCUGGAGUCGCAUGCCACCACAAUGGAGGUAUGCAAAAAUGAAUAUAUUACACCCUUGGGUGUUGAACUGAAGGAACUGUACGCUGAAGAUGAAAUGCGUCACUCGCUCCGUUCGCUUGUCACGGAGUCUGUGCGCCCACAGCUGCGCAUGACGGAAAUCACCGAACCGAUACCCAACAUCGAUCAGUUGUACUCCCCGAAGUUCCCAUUAGAAGUAGUCAGAGAAUUUGUAAUGGAAGCUUUAAAGGAUGCUGUGGAAAUAAAUCAAGUGCACAACCGUGAUCCCAUCGGUUGGACCAAUGAGAACCUAUUUUUACCACUUAUUAAGCUUACGGAUCGCCUACUGUUAGUGGGCGUCCUUACUGAUGAGGACGUUCAGAAACUAUUGGUAAUGGUGGACCCAGAGACUUGGGAUGCCACUUUCGAGAAAGAGGGGAAAGACGAGCAUCGCAAAGGCCUGCUCACCAUGAAAAUGGCUGAGGGAGCCAAACUACAAAUGUGCUACCUGUUGCACCAUCUGUAUGAUACUCAACUUCGGCAUCGGGUGGAGAGCAUAAUUGCGUUCUCACACGAUUUUGUGGGCGAUCUACAAACCGAUCAGUUGCGCCGUUAUAUCGAGAUUAAACAAUCCGAUUUGCCAAGUGCUGUUGCGGCCAAAAAGACUAAGGAAUUCCGUUGUCCACCCCGAGAACAAAUGAACCAGAUUCUGUGCUUUAAGAAUCUUGAGGUUGACGAUCAGGACAACUGCACCUGUGGUCUUGAGUUGCGCAGUCGCCUAAGCGAAUUCCACGACUGUCUAAUGCAAAAGGUGUCGCUGAAUGCGCUGCAGGAGCCUGAUGGUACCGAGAGCAAUGCAAUCGAAGAAAUCAAAACUGGCCCCAUAACGAAAAUCUAUAAUUUUAUCAAUACCGUCAAGGAAUUAGAAGAGGGACCCAAAGAAGUGGAGGAGCCUGAGAAAAAGACACCUGAAGAGAUUUUCCGCAAAGUCCUAAUUAAAACCAUCGUCAGCUGGGCUGAAGAAUCGCAAAUAGAGAAUCCAAAAUUAGUGCGCGAGAUGUUCAGUUUACUAGUACGGCAAUACGAUACGGUCGGUGAGCUGGUAAGAGCUCUGGAGAAGACCUAUGUGAUUAACAACCGAGCACGGGAUGAUGUCGCUGAGAUGUGGGUUGGCUUGAGCCAGAUUCGUGCAUUGCUGCCCGUCCAAAUGAGCCAGGAAGAGGAGGAGCUUAUGCGUAAGCGUCUCUGGAAAUUGGUCAACAAUGCCACAUUCUUCCAGCAUCCAGAUUUGAUACGCAUUCUGCGCGUUCAUGAAAACGUCAUGGCCGUCAUGAUGAAUACUCUAGGCCGCCGUGCUCAAGCCCAGAGUGAUGCCCCCACCCAGACCGAGGGGGCCGAGGGUGUUCCUUCCAAGGAGAAAGACACAUCACACGAAAUGGUCGUGGCCUGCUGCCGCUUCCUCUGUUACUUUUGCCGUACCGGCCGUCAAAACCAAAAGGCCAUGUUCGAUCAUUUUGACUUUCUGCUGGACAAUGCGAAUAUAUUGUUAGCCAGACCCAGUCUGCGUGGUUCCACACCAUUGGAUGUGGCAUAUUCGAGUUUGAUGGAGAACACAGAAUUAGCUCUGGCACUUAGGGAGCACUAUUUGGAGAAAAUUGCCGUUUAUCUAUCCAGAUGUGGCCUGCAAAGCAAUUCGGAGCUUGUUGAAAAGGGCUACCCCGAUUUGGGCUGGGAUCCAGUCGAGGGUGAACGAUAUCUGGACUUUUUGCGUUAUUGCGUUUGGGUCAACGGCGAGAGUGUCGAGGAGAAUGCUAACCUUGUCAUUCGUCUUCUUAUCCGUCGUCCAGAAUGUUUGGGACCGGCUCUAAGAGGAGAAGGAGAAGGUCUCUUCCGGGCAAUCGUCGAGGCCAAUCGUAUGUCGGAGCGCAUAUCAGAUCGUUGUAAAAUGCAAGACGAAGCCGAAGGCACCAUAGCCGGACUUAAUUUUACACAUCCGUUGCCCGAAGGCGAUGAAGACGAGGACUACAUCGAUACCGGUGCCGCCAUAUUGAACUUCUAUUGUACGCUUGUUGACCUGCUGGGAAGAUGCGCUCCAGACGUGUCUGUCAUCGAGCAAGGCAAGAACGAAUCACUGAGAGCUAGAGCUAUUUUGAGAUCUCUUGUGCCACUGGAAGACCUUCAGGGUGUGCUCAGCUUAAAGUUUACGCUCACACAAACUGCUCCCGGGGAGGAGCGUCCGAAAUCGGAUAUGCCCUCAGGCCUCUUACCCAAUAACAAGCAGAGCAUAGUGUUAUUUUUGGAACGUGUAUAUGGCAUCGAAACGCAAGAUCUUUUCUAUCGGCUGCUGGAAGAUGCAUUUUUGCCGGAUCUGCGUACUGCCACUAUUUUGGAUAAGAGUGAUGGUUCCGAAAGCGACAUGGCCUUGGCCAUGAAUCGCUAUAUCGGCAACUCCAUUUUGCCAUUGCUUAUCAAGCACUCAAAGUUCUAUAACGAGGCUGAAAACUAUGCCAGCCUCUUGGAUGCCACACUGCACACGGUCUAUAGGUUAUCCAAGAACCGUAUGCUAACCAAGGGGCAGCGUGAGGCAGUAUCCGAUUUCCUAGUGGCGUUGACAUCGCAAAUGCAACCUGCCAUGCUUCUGAAGCUAUUGCGCAAGUUGACUGUUGAUGUAUCCAAGCUAUCGGAAUACACGACGGUUGCACUCAGGCUGCUCACACUGCACUUCGAUCGCUGCGCCAAGUACUAUGGCUCGACUCAAGGCCAGGGCUCAUAUGGGGCUUCGUCAGAUGAGGAGAAGCGUUUAACAAUGCUUCUGUUCUCGAACAUUUUUGACUCGCUGAGCAACAUGGACUAUGACCCGGAACUGUUCGGUAAAGCCCUGCCCUGUCUAAUAGCCAUCGGCUGUGCCCUGCCACCAGAUUACAGUCUAUCGAAAAAUACCGACGAGGAUUACUAUGGCAGACAAAUGGGCGCACCCGAUCAACCGCAAUAUGUACCAAAUCCAAUCGAUACCAACAAUGUACAUUUGGACAAUGACUUGAAUUCGUUGGUUCAAAAGUUCAGCGAACAUUAUCACGAUGCUUGGGCCAGUCGCCGAUUGGAAGGUGGCUGGACAUAUGGCGAAGUUCGGUCCGAUAACGACCGCAAGCAUCCACGCCUCAAGCCCUACAAUAUGCUUAGCGAAUAUGAACGUGAGCGCUACCGUGAUCCAGUGCGUGAAUGCCUUAAGGGUCUCCUGGCCAUUGGCUGGACCGUUGAGCAUUCUGAAAUGGAUUUACCACUCAAUCAUCGUGGCUCUACGCGUCGUCAAUCGAAGCCUACAAUUCAUGAUUUUCAGAAUGAGGGCAGCCCCUUCAACUAUAAUCCACAUCCUGUGGACAUGAGCAACUUGACACUAAGCAGAGAAAUGCAGAACAUGGCCGAACGUCUGGCUGAGAACUCACACGACAUAUGGGCGAAGAAGAAGAACGAAGAGCUGAACGGUUGCGGCGGUGUCAUACAUCCACAGUUGGUUCCCUAUGAUUUACUCACGGACAAGGAAAAGAAGAAGGAUCGCGAGCGCUCGCAGGAGUUCCUCAAAUAUAUGCAGUAUCAGGGAUACAAAUUGCACAAGCCCUCCAAGGGUGGCGCUGUUGAGGAAGGAGGUGCCACACAGGCUGCCGUUGAGCUGCGCUUCUCCUAUUCGCUGCUGGAGAAGCUCAUCCAAUAUCUGGACCGUGCGACCAUCAACAUGAAGCUGCUGAAGCCAUCGACCACGUUUAGUCGAAGAACCUCAUUUAAGACGGCAUCGCGAGACAUCAAGUUUUUCUCAAAGGUGGUGCUGCCUCUGAUGGAAAAGUACUUCUCAACCCAUCGCAAUUACUUUAUUGCCAUUGCCACGGCCACAAACAACAUAGGCGCCGCUUCGCUCAAGGAGAAAGAAAUGGUUGCAUCCAUAUUCUGUAAACUAGCCGCAUUGUUGCGCAAUCGUUUGAGCGCUUUUGGACCUGAUGUACGCAUCACUGUGCGCUGCCUGCAGGUGCUUGUCAAGGGCAUUGACGCCAAGACAUUGACCAAAAAUUGUCCCGAAUUUAUUCGCACAUCUAUGCUAACAUUUUUCAAUCAAACGUCCGAUGAUCUGGGCAACACCAUUAUGAAUCUACAGGACGGAAAGUAUAGCCAUCUGCGUGGCACACACCUGAAGACCUCCACAUCGCUGGGCUACGUCAAUCAGGUUGUGCUGCCAGUGCUAACAGCCAUGUUUGACCACUUGGCCGCCUGUGAUUAUGGCAGUGAUCUGCUGCUGGAUGAAAUUCAGGUGGCUUCUUACAAGAUCUUGGCUGCUCUAUACCAUUUGGGCACCGAUGCUACCUUAACGCAUGAUCGAAAGUAUCUAAAAACCGAAAUCGAGCGACAUCGACCUGCUUUGGGCUCGUGUCUGGGCGCUUACAGCUCGUGCUUUCCGGUCGCGUAUCUGGAGCCGCAUCUAAAUAAGCACAAUCAGUACUCCCUGCUGAAUCGCAUUGCUGAUCAUUCGCUGGAGGCACAGGACAUUAUGGUUAAAAUGGAAAGCUGUAUGCCCAAUUUGGAGGCGAUACUGAGUGAAGUGGACCAAUUCGUCGAGUCGGAUAAGACUUACAAUGAUGCGCCGCAUAUUAUUGAUGUCAUACUUCCGCUGUUAUGCGCCUAUCUGCCGUUCUGGUGGUCCCAGGGCCCCGACAACGUGAGUCCAACUAGUGGCAACCAUGUGACCAUGGUCACAGCAGAUCACAUGAAUUCGCUGUUGCGCAAUGUGCUCAAAAUGAUCAAGAAAAAUAUUGGCAACGACAAUGCGCCCUGGAUGACGCGCAUUGCGGCGUACACGCAGCAGAUAAUCAUCAAUACAUCUGAGGAACUACUGAAGGAUCCAUUCCUGCCGCUGGCCGAGCGCGUCAAGAAGCGUACCGAAAAUAUGCUUCAUAAGGAGGAAAGCAUGCGGGGCUUUAUCAAGUCAGCUACCGAUGAUACCUCGCAAGUUGAGACGCAGCUUCAAGAGGAUUGGAAUCUGCUAGUCCGCGAUAUAUACUCGUUCUAUCCGCUACUCAUCAAGUACGUGGACUUGCAGCGCAACCAUUGGCUAAAGGAUAACAUUCCAGAAGCCGAAGAGCUUUACAAUCACGUUGCAGAAAUCUUCAAUAUCUGGUCGAAGAGCCAAUACUUCUUGAAGGAGGAACAGAACUUUAUAUCAGCUAAUGAAAUUGACAACAUGGCCUUAAUAAUGCCCACGGCCACACGACGCUCGGCCAUUUCGGAGGGCGUGCCGGCAGUGGGCGGCAAGGUGAAAAAGAAGAAAAAGAACAGGGAUAAGAAACGCGACAAGGACAAGGAGGUGCAGGCAAGUCUGAUGGUCGCCUGCCUGAAGCGUUUACUGCCCGUUGGACUUAAUCUAUUCGCGGGACGAGAACAAGAGCUGGUCCAGCACUGCAAGGACAGAUAUUUGAAAAAGAUGCCCGAAUAUGAUGUCAUAGAAUUUGCACGCAAUCAACUAACGCUACCCGACAAACUGGAUCCCUCGGAUGAGAUGUCCUGGCAGCACUAUCUAUACUCGAAACUGGGCAAAACGGAAGAGAUCGUCGAUGAGCAGGCACUGGAGAAGGUUAACACCAAUUCAAAUGAGAAGGGUAAAGACAAGACAACAGAGACCGUCGAUCGCAUUGUGGCCAUGGCAAAGGUGUUAUUUGGCCUGCAUAUGAUCGACCAUCCACAACAGCAGAGCAAAAAUGUCUACAGGAGCGUUGUAUCGAUCCAAAGGAAGCGUGCCGUCAUUGCAUGUUUCCGUCAGACAUCGCUACAUUCUCUACCCAGACAUCGUGCCUGCAAUAUCUUUGCACGCACCUACUACGAGCAAUGGCUGCAGGAGGAAAACGUCGGCCAGGAGGUGAUGAUUGAGGAUCUGACUCAGACAUUCGAGGAGUCUGAAAAGUCCAAAAAAGAUGAAGAAGAAGCUGACGGUAAGCCGGAUCCAUUGACCCAGCUGGUGACCACCUUCUGCCGCGGUGCCAUGACGGAGCGCAGUGGUGCCCUACAAGAGGACUUGCUGUAUAUGUCGUAUGCGCAAAUAGCGGCAAAAUCCUGCGGCGAAGAAGAAGAGGAGGGCGGUGAGGACGGCGAAGCCGGCGAAGGCGGCGAGGAGGGCGAAGGCACAAGUAUUCAUUGUCGCAUGUCCCAUUUAAUGGAACAAGAAAUGGAGAAACAGAAGUUGCUAUUCCAUCAAGCGCGUCUGUCGAAUCGUGGCGUUGCCGAAAUGGUGCUGUUGCACAUAUCCGCCUCCAAAGGUAUACCUUCGGAGAUGGUCAUGACGACACUCAAUUUGGGCAUCGCCAUAUUGCGUGGCGGAAACAUUGAUAUACAGAUGGGCAUGCUGAAUCAUUUGAAGGAGAAGAAGGAUGUGGGCUUCUUCACAUCCAUCGCCGGGCUGAUGAACUCGUGCAGCGUGCUGGACUUGGACGCGUUUGAGCGCAACACGAAAGCCGAGGAGUAUAUUCCAAGUGCGGGUGCAGGUCUUGGUGUCGGCUCGGAGGGCGCUGCGGGUGAGAAGAAUAUGCACGAUGCCGAAUUCACGUGUGCUCUCUUCCGGUUCAUCCAACUCACCUGUGAGGGACACAAUUUGGAAUGGCAGAACUAUUUGCGCACACAAGCGGGAAACACGACCACGGUCAAUGUGGUAAUUUGCACUGUGGAUUAUUUGCUGCGUCUACAGGAAUCGAUCAUGGACUUUUACUGGCACUAUUCCAGUAAGGAAAUCAUUGAUCCUGCUGGCAAAGCGAACUUUUUCAAGGCCAUCGGAGUGGCAAGUCAAGUGUUUAAUACCCUCACUGAAGUCAUACAGGGUCCAUGUACUUUGAAUCAGCAAGCCUUGGCCCAUUCCAGAUUAUGGGAUGCUGUUGGUGGAUUCCUAUUUCUGUUUUCUCACAUGCAGGACAAACUCUCAAAGCAUUCGAGUCAAGUGGACUUGCUGAAAGAGCUGCUUAAUCUACAAAAGGAUAUGAUCACCAUGAUGUUGUCCAUGCUGGAAGGCAACGUAGUAAAUGGCACUAUUGGCAAGCAGAUGGUGGAUACCCUUGUUGAGUCUGCAGGCAAUGUUGAACUGAUUCUUAAGUAUUUCGACAUGUUCCUGAAAUUGGCCGACUUGAUUGAGUCGCCCAGUUUCCAUGAGAUAGAUAUGAAGAACGAAGGCUGGGUUAUACCCAAAGAUUUCAGAGAGAAAAUGGAGCAAUCCAAGAACUACACACCGGAAGAAAUGGAUUUCCUUUUGGCCUGCUGUGAACGCAAUCACGAAGGUAAAAUUGACUAUAGAGCCUUUGUCGAACGUUUCCACGAGCCAUCAAAGGAGAUCGGUUUCAACCUGGCUGUGCUGCUGACCAACCUAAGCGAACACAUGCCCAAUGAGCCGCGUCUGGCGCGAUUCCUAGAGACGGCUGGUUCUGUGCUGAACUACUUUGAGCCGUUCUUGGGUCGCAUCGAGAUAUUGGGCAGCUCGAAGCGUAUUGAACGUGUAUACUUUGAGAUCAAGGACUCCAAUAUCGAGCAAUGGGAGAAGCCGCAGAUUCGCGAAUCAAAACGAGCCUUCUUCUAUUCCAUUGUGACCGAGGGAGGCGAUAAGGAGAAACUAGAAGCGUUUGUUAACUUCUGUGAGGACGCGAUCUUUGAAAUGACCCAUGCCUCCGGACUGAUGGCAACGGACGAUGGUGGCAGCAAUGUGAAGCGUGAUACCGCCUAUAGUUCCUAUAUGAGUGAAGAGGAGGAGGAGCGUGCCGCUCGCGAUCCCAUCAGACGCACAAUUACCGCAGUAAAGGAGGGUCUUAAGUUCGGAGUGCACAUGCUGAGUCCAUCGAACAUCAAACAUCAAAUCGGAGUUAUGCAAACCAAAUCUAUACCUGAGCUGAUUGUUGGUUUCUUCAAGAUCAUAUUCUAUAUGUUCUACUACACGGGCUAUGCACAUUACUGUGUAGUCCGCUAUAUCUUUGGUAUUCUUUUGAAUUUGAUGCGCGGUCCCGCACCAGAGCAGGAGGAGGAAGAAGCUGUUGUUGAAGAGGAAACAUUUGGACGUGCGCUGCCACCGUUGCCAUUGGAAGAGCCGCCGGGCACUGUUCAGGCCUUUGGCCUGGACAUAAACAAGGAGGAAAACGGCAUGUAUAAGGUGGUGGUGCACGAGUCUCCAGCGGGCUCUUCUGUUGAAGAGGGCGGUGAAUCCAGUCCAGAAGAUGGCGCAGCUGCUACUGCUGAACUUAUCGAGGGCGAACCAUAUCAGGAGCCCAUUUCGAUCGUUGAUCUGCUGGGCGGUGAGGCCGCUAAGAAAGCGGCUCAGGAGCGUCAGGAGGCACAGAAGGCCCAAGAGGCAGCCAUGGCCUCCAUCGAGGCGGAGGCUAAGAAGUCAUCGGCAGCACCACAGGAGACACCAGCUGUGCACCAGAUUGACUUCUCCCAGUAUACGCACCGCGCCGUCAGCUUUUUGGCCCGAAACUUUUACAAUUUGAAAUAUGUUGCCCUGGUUUUGGCCUUCAGCAUUAAUUUCAUGUUGCUCUUCUAUAAGGUUACCUCGUACCCCGAGGAAUCCGAUGGAUCUGGUGAGGAUGAACUUAUUCUAGGAUCGGGCUCGGGUGGUGGUGCAGACGUAGCUGGCUCUGGCCUGGGUGGUUCGGGUGAUGGUGGCUCUGGCGAUGGCGAUUUUGAUGAGGACGAUAUACCGGAACUUGUGCAUGUGGAUGAGGACUUCUUCUACAUGGAGCACGUUUUACGAAUAGCCGCAUUGCUCCACUCCCUUGUGUCAUUGGCCAUGCUGAUCGCCUACUACCAUUUGAAGGUACCGCUGGCCAUAUUCAAGCGGGAGAAGGAAAUCGCACGACGUUUGGAAUUUGAUGGUCUAUUCAUUGCCGAACAGCCGGAGGAUGAUGAUUUCAAGUCGCAUUGGGACAAGCUGGUCAUCUCGGCCAAAAGCUUUCCGGUCAACUAUUGGGACAAGUUUGUGAAAAAGAAGGUGCGCCAAAAGUACAGUGAAACCUAUGAUUUCGAUUCAAUCUCCAACUUGCUGGGUAUGGAAAAGAGCGCAUUUACCGCACAGGAGAGCGAGGAGACGGGCAUCUUAAGGUACAUCAUGAACAUCGACUGGCGCUACCAAGUGUGGAAAGCCGGCGUUACCUUCACCGACAACGCUUUCCUCUACUCCUUGUGGUACUUUAGUUUCUCGGUGAUGGGCAACUUUAACAACUUCUUCUUUGCGGCCCAUUUGCUGGAUGUGGCUGUCGGCUUUAAGACCCUGCGUACCAUUCUACAAUCUGUCACCCACAAUGGCAAACAGCUGGUACUGACAGUCAUGCUCCUCACGAUUAUAGUGUAUAUAUAUACGGUAAUUGCGUUCAACUUCUUCCGCAAGUUCUACAUACAGGAGGAGGACGAGGAAGUGGACAAAAAGUGUCAUGACAUGUUGACCUGCUUCGUGUUUCAUUUGUACAAGGGCGUGCGAGCAGGCGGUGGCAUUGGUGAUGAAAUUGGCGAUCCGGAUGGGGAUGAUUAUGAGGUUUAUCGCAUUAUCUUCGACAUCACAUUCUUCUUCUUCGUUAUUGUUAUCCUGUUGGCCAUCAUCCAGGGUUUGAUUAUCGACGCAUUUGGCGAGCUGCGUGAUCAAUUGGAGUCGGUCAAAGAUAAUAUGGAGUCCAAUUGCUUUAUAUGCGGCAUGGGCAAGGACUUCUUUGAUAUAGUGCCGCACGGCUUUGAUACCCAUGUUCAGAAAGAGCACAAUCUGGCCAACUAUAUGUUCUUCCUGAUGCAUUUGAUUAAUAAACCGGACACGGAGUAUACCGGCCAGGAGACAUACGUCUGGAAUAUGUACCAGCAGCGCAGCUGGGACUUCUUCCCGGUCGGCGACUGUUUCCGCAAGCAAUACGAGGAUGAGCUCUCUGGCGGCGGUGGUGGUGGAGGCUAGCUCCCCAUAGUCUAGAUUCUCUCAUUUUUCAUUGAAAACAAUUUAUAAUGGUUGAUAACGAUAUGAUAAUGAUGCUUGUUUCAAUUCUUUUUUUGCUAUGUCAAUAAUUUUAAUAUAAUCUAAGUACUUAUACAUAUGUAUGGAUAUUUUGCAUAUAUAUGGACGGAUGGAUGUUGAUGAUUCUAGCAUGUACAGUUAGAAUGCUCCUAACUCAAAUAAAUAAAUCGAU
Molecule: messenger RNA, 15797 nt
Organism: Drosophila novamexicana
Lineage: Eukaryota; Metazoa; Arthropoda; Insecta; Diptera; Drosophilidae
Gene: RyR
Product: ryanodine receptor
Exons: 27
Coding region: 101-15568 (5155 amino acids)
Biological process (GO): intracellular calcium ion homeostasis; calcium ion transmembrane transport
Cellular component (GO): Z disc; sarcoplasmic reticulum membrane; sarcolemma
Molecular function (GO): ryanodine-sensitive calcium-release channel activity; protein binding
Source: RefSeq, a predicted model, not a curated record